Messenger RNA from Gadus macrocephalus (Pacific cod), 2567 nucleotides. It is a transcript of the gene mcm5, whose product is annotated as minichromosome maintenance complex component 5. The transcript has 16 exons. The record is from RefSeq and is a predicted model, not a curated record. Lineage: Eukaryota; Metazoa; Chordata; Actinopteri; Gadiformes; Gadidae. Bases 149 to 2359 code for a protein of 736 amino acids. Gene Ontology annotation, cellular component: nucleus; MCM complex. Gene Ontology annotation, molecular function: single-stranded DNA helicase activity; ATP binding; DNA replication origin binding. Gene Ontology annotation, biological process: DNA replication initiation; DNA replication; double-strand break repair via break-induced replication.
CAACUCGCGGGAAGAAAACGGAAAGGAGUUUUGCCGCGAAUCAGACACUGCUCGUCUCCUUGUAGAGUCGGUGACAUAUUCUGGACCUUUUUACGCUUUAAUCCACAGAAAACUCACACGUUUAGUCCUCACCACAGACAGGGUUAGGAUGUCGGGGUUCGAUAAUCCCGGCGUUUUCUACAGCGACAGCUUCGGUGGAGGAGAGGGACACGGAGACGAGACGGGGGCCAAACGCUCUCAGAUAAAGAAACGAUUCCGCGAGUUCCUGCGGCAAUUCCGAGAGGGAACCGAUCGCACUGGGUUCACGUACAAAUACAGAGAUGAGCUGAAGAGGCACUACACCCUCGGGGACUACUGGAUCGAGGUGGAGAUUGAGGACCUGGCCAGCUUCGACGAGGACCUGUCCGACUGUCUCUACAAACUGCCCACGGAGAACCUUCCUCUGCUGGAGGAGGCGGCGAAGGACGUGGCUGAUGAGGUGACGAGGCCCCGCCCCCUGGGGGAGGAGACUGUGCAGGACAUCCAGGUGCUGCUGAAGAGCGACGCCCACCCCACCUCCAUCCGCAGCCUUAAGUCCGAGCAGGUGUCCCGCCUGGUGAAGGUCCCGGGGAUCAUUAUCUCGGCCACGGCGGUGCGGGCCAAGGCCACCCGGGUCUGCCUCCAGUGCCGCGGCUGCCGCUCGGUCAUCAGCAACAUCCCGCUGCCCCCGGGGCUGCAGGGGUACGCCCUGCCCCGCAAGUGCAACACGGAGAACGCGGGCCGGGUGAAGUGCCCCCUGGACCCGUACUUCAUCAUCCCCGACCGCUGCCUGUGCGUGGACUUCCAGACGCUGCGGCUGCAGGAGGCACCGGACGCCGUUCCCCACGGCGAGAUGCCCCGCCACCUGCAGCUCUACUGCGACCGGUACCUGUGUGACCGCGUCGUCCCCGGUAACCGCGUCACCAUCAUGGGCAUCUUCUCCAUCAAGAAGGUGGCGGCCAUGAAGGCCAAAGGUCACGACAAGUCGGCCGGGGUCGGGAUCCGGGCGUCGUACCUGAGGGUGGUCGGCAUCCAGGUGGACACAGACGGAGCAGGCCGAGGGGCAACAGGCUCCGUGACCCCCCAGGAGGAGGAGGAGCUCCGCUCGCUGGCCGCCUCCCCUGAUGUGUACGGCUCCCUGGCCGCCUCCCUCGCCCCCUCCAUCUACGGCAGCGAGGACCUCAAGAAGGCCAUCACCUGCCUGCUGUUUGGGGGCUCGCGCAAGAGGCUCCCAGACGGGCUGACCCGCCGAGGGGACAUCAACCUGCUGAUGCUGGGAGACCCGGGAACCGCCAAGUCCCAGCUGCUGAAGUUUGUGGAGCGCUGCUCCCCCAUCGGGGUGUACACCUCCGGUAAGGGCAGCAGUGCGGCCGGCCUCACGGCCUCCGUCCUCAGGGACCCCGUCACACGCGGCUUCAUCAUGGAGGGCGGAGCCAUGGUGCUGGCGGACGGAGGCGUGGUCUGCAUCGACGAGUUCGACAAGAUGAGGGAGGACGACCGCGUGGCGAUCCACGAGGCCAUGGAGCAGCAGACCAUCUCCAUCGCCAAGGCCGGCAUCACCACCACGCUGAACUCUCGCUGCUCCGUCCUCGCCGCCGCCAACUCUGUGUUCGGCCGCUGGGACGACAGCAAGGGGGAGGACAACAUCGACUUCAUGCCCACCAUCCUGUCCCGCUUCGACAUGAUCUUCAUCAUCAAGGACCACCACGACACGCAGAGGGACAUGACGCUGGCUCGCCACGUGAUGAACGUCCACCUCAGUGCUCACACGCAGACGGACGCCGUGGAGGGGGAGAUCCCGCUGGCCACCUUCAAGAAGUACAUCGCCUACGCCCGCGUGAAGUGCGGGCCGCGUCUGUCGGCGGCGGCGGCGGAGAAGCUGAAGAACCGCUACGUGGUGAUGAGGAGCGGGGCGCGGGAGCACGAGAGGGAGAGCGACAAGAGGGCGUCCAUCCCCAUCACCGUCAGGCAGCUGGAGGCGGUGAUCCGCAUCGCCGAGUCGCUGGCCAAGAUGCGGCUGCAGGCGGUGGCGGGCGAGGAGGAGGUGGACGAGGCGCUGCGGCUCUUCCAGGUCUCCACGCUGGACGCCGCUCUGUCCGGAAGCCUCUCAGGGGUGGAGGGCUUCACCACGCAGGAGGACCAGGAGAUGAUCUCCCGCAUCGAGAAGCAGCUGAAGCGCCGCUUCGCCAUCGGCUCCCAGGUGUCUGAGCACAGCAUCGUGCAGGACUUCACCAAGCAGAAGUACCCGGAGCACGCCGUCCUCAAGGUUCUGCACCUGAUGAUGAGGAGGGGAGAGCUGCAGCACCGCAUGCAGAGGAAGGUCCUGUACCGGGUCAAGUAGACCAGGAGCUCGGUCCUGUGGUGUAAAUGUUUGAGGCGUUCAGUAGCUGAUGUGCCCCCCAGCUCGUAGGUCUACUGGGUUCUGAUGGACCGGAUGCAUGUUAAUAAUCUGGGGUGGGAGGAGAUAAACAUUAAUUGUUUAACUGUGAAAAGUGAAACUAUAUUUUGUAAAAAUACUUUGUAACAAAAAAUAAAUAUGAGCAAGUUGA